UGGUUUUAGUUUCACUUCCUAGUUAACAUUGAAGGUGCGGAACCAAGUAAACAAAAUUCCGCUCAGUCCGUUUAACUACACGAAGCAAGUUUCUAAAGUUUGAACAGAUGGCCUCUUUCAUUUUCCGUUUUCUUUUGAGUGAGGAUAUUGAAAUGGCUAAACUUCUUUACAAUACAAUAGCGUCAUUGACUUCUUGAACCUGUAAAAAUCUGUUUUAGCGCGUGCUGAUUUUGUUCAGACCGACUAUGACGGAGCAGUCCAGUUACACCCUGCCCUCGUGUCUGUAAAGAGACUGGUUUGGAUUAUUAUUAGGGUGUUGAUUAACUAACCAGCUACAGUGUCCUGCUGUAAAAUGGGGUCUUUCAAGAAGGUGUCUCACCUGAAUCUGCUGACUUCACACCGCGAGCUGCUGGUGGAGCAGGUGAAGAACACGCAGUGUAUUCUGGACAAUCUCCAGAUCAACGGCUUCAUCUGCACUGAAGACAUCGAGAUUAUACAGCGCCGCACCACCAAAACUGACCAGGUUCGUGCAAUUUUGGAGCUGGUUCAGAGUAAAGGAGAGGAGUGCUCAGCAUAUUUCAUGCACAUACUUCACGAAGCAUACGAUGCGUACAUUGAUCUGCGGCCUUGGUUUGAUGAUAUCCAGUACACGCCAUUAGACACUAUUAGUGCCAUACCAGUGAUUAACACAGACCCAAUUAGCAAGUACUGUGAGAAGCUCAGGUGUGAGCUGGGAAGGGACACUCAGUUCAUCACGUCCUACUCUAAAAGCGAGGAGACACCGCUGGAGGAUCUCUACACGGACACACAGAUGGAGCUCCUCAACGACAGAGGCGAGAGCUUGGGAUACUUGCAGAGUCUGGAAGAGCUACUUGGAGACCAGGGUGUCUUCAACCAGCAGGCCGAGACGAUCUUCAUCACCGGUGACGCUGGCGUAGGCAAAUCCAUUGUCCUUCAGAAACUGCAGAACUUGUGGUCACAAAGGAAGCUGAAGACGCGUGCAAAGUUCUUCUUCAAGUUCAGAUGCAGGAUGUUCAGCGCCUUCAAGGAGACGGACGAGAUCUCGCUGAAGGAUCUGAUUUUCAAACACAACUGCUAUCCAGACGGAGACCUUGAUAAUGAGGUUUUCACUUACAUCUUACGAUUCCCAGAGACGGUGGUUUUCACCUUUGACGGAUACGACGAAAUCCAAAUGGAUUCGGACUUGGAUAAUGUGCCCGAAGUGGUCUCUCCGGAAGAAAAGACUCGUCCGCUUCUGCUUCUCAUGAAUUUGCUUUGCGGAAAAUUGCUCAAAGGUUCUCGGAAGAUUCUGUCGGCGCGAAGCGGCACCGAGAUCCAAAGCAGAGUAAUCCGGAAGAAGGUGUACUUGAAGGGAUUUUCACCUGAACACCUGAAGAGAUAUACAGCUCUCCAUUUCCCAGAGAAGGAACACAGGACAUUGGUGACGGAUCAGCUGGACGCCAACCCUCACCUCUGCGGUCUUUGCUCCAUCCCGUUGUUCAGCUGGAUCAUCCUCAAGAGCUUCAAGCAUCUUCACUCGGUUUAUGAGAACUUUGAAUUGCCGGACUCUUGCAUCACCCUCACGAAUGUCUUCUUGCUCCUUUCUGAGGUGUUUCUUGGCCACUCAACUGCUCGGCCCGGUCUUUUGAAACGAAGCCCGAGGUGUCCCACAGAUACCUUUAAAGCUGGCGAGCAGAAGCUUUCGGCCUUCGCUCGGCUAGCCUUACAGGGUUUAGAAAGGGGUGGACUUGUCUUCAGUAUAGAGGAGGUGACAUCCUGUGGAUUGGACGACGAAGACCUUCAGUUUGGCUUUCUGAGGCCUGCCUCACAUUACGAUGCAUGCGGAGGCUCUGCUACCUUUGAGUUCCUCCAUGAGACCCUCCAAGCCUUCUUAGCUGCUUUUUCUCUGGUGCUGGACUCCAAAAUCUCUCCUGAAUCCAUUCUGAGGUUCUUCUCCAAAUGCGAAUACAAGAAGAAGUCUCAUCUCUCAUGCUUGCCUUGUCUGGGAAAGUCCAGACCCAGAGAUAAAGACCCUUUCCAGACCAACUUCCAAUUCACCAACUUAUUUUUAUGUGGUCUCUUGUCCAAACCCAAUGCUGCACUCCUAGAGCAUAUCGUCCCACCGGCGUCAUUGAACCAAAAGCGCAAGAUGCUCAAGUCCUACCUGUCCAACAGCGUGCGGACUCAUCUUAAGGGCCUCCCUCGGUAUCCGUCUACAGACAUUGAUGGCUACAAGGUGCACGCGAUGCCAAAUUUCUUGUGGAUGCUGCGGUGCAUUUUUGAGACGAACAGCGAUAAUGUGGCCAAGAUGACGGCCAACAGCAUAUCGGCAGAUUACAUUAAGAUCGCCUUCUGUAACAUUUACUCGGCCGACUGCAGCGCGUUGAACUUCGUCCUCCACCACCGUAAGAAGCACCUGGGAGUCGACAUGGACAACAAUAACAUCAAUGAUUAUGGUGUGAAGCAGCUGAGGCCCUCUUUCAGCAAAAUGACGGUGGUAAGAUUUUGUGUGAAUCAGCUCACAGACAGCAGUAUUGAGGUUCUGGCAGAGGAACUCGUCAGACACAAAAUCAUUAAGGUCUUGGGCCUUUACAAAAACCACAUUACGGAUGUUGGAGCCAAACUAGUAGCAAAGAUCAUUGAAGAAUGUCCACACUUAAAGAUUGUCAAGCUCGGCUGCAACAACAUCACCGGUGUGGGUGGGAAAUACCUUGCCAGUGCAAUUCACAAGAGCAAAUCUAUCUUUGACAUAGGAAUGUGGGGUAACUCGAUCGGUGACGAGGGGGCAGACGCGUUUGCAGAGGCUCUGAAGAAUCACCCCAGCCUGACCAAUCUCAGUCUCUCCGCCAAUGGCAUUACUUCUUUCGGUGGAAGAAGUCUGGCAAAAGCACUGAAGCAAAACACAAGCCUUCACAUCUUCUGGCUGAUACAGAACAAAAUCUCGGACGAUGCAGCGUCAGACAUUGCCGAUGCAUUCAAGUCCAACUCUGCUCUAACACAUCUGAUGCUAAUGGAAAACGAGUUGACCAUUCACGGAGCCAAACAGCUGUCCGAAGGCUUGACAAACAACACUACACUGAAGGAAGUCAACAUUAAAGGAAACUGUGUUUCUGAAGAAGAAGAACAACUGUUUGAGGGCGACAAGAGGCUUCGCUUCCGCUAAGAAGAAAAGUAAAACACGUGACAUGAGAAAAGACUGAGAAAAGGAGGAAGUUGGCAUAAAGCCACAAACGUUGGUUUACUUCAAUAACAGAAGUACCAUCGGCUGCGAAGCAAACACUGAUUCAAGAAAUACAGAUGCUGUCAUGAGUUUGACACUAAAGCCAGAACUCAAGAAAUCACAUCAAGGAUGGGAUAUACUAUAUAGAGGAAAAUCAUGAAUGUCAGUUUAUAUAUGUAUAUAUUUAUGAGUUUGCUCUGAAAAGGGUGACACUUGUGCACUUGUAAUGGUGCUUUUUCAGUUCAGAGAAAUCAUUAUUAAUCAUUUUAGUCGAUUAGAUGAUUAAAAACCUGGCAAGUAAAAAUAUCACCACGCUCUAUUUCACACACGCACACAGAAAGACGUCCAGACGAAUAUAUUUAAAGAUCUGUGCUUCAAAGAGUUUGCUUUUUUAAUUUCAUUAUCUCUGUACAGUUUUUUUUCUUUUUACAUGUAUGGAAUGUUACAAUAUCUCUAAAUCAUUAAAAACAAAACAAAAAACCUUUAUGAUCACCUGGGUGGUCACUGUUAACAUACAAACACAAGCUUGUUUGCUUUGCAUCAGGUUCCUCUAAAUUGCUGUAAGGAUGAAUCUAGAUUAGAUAGAUCUUUUACCUGAUGGAGUUUGGUAGCACAUUAAACAUACAAACAGAAAAGACACUCCAUCUUCUAUAUCAAAAGAUCCAGUCGGAUGUAUCAGGGCUCAGAUCUGCUGGAAACAGACAUUUGCACAAAGCAGCAAAAAUAUGAAAGAACAUCAAAAUUAGAAAUGUGAAUUUAUUAUUUACUUAAAUGAUAUGUCAUAAAAGGUGUUUUGCAAGUGGUCUGGUAAGGCUUUUUAAAAAUAGUGGUGUUUCCCAUGUGCAAUGAUGUCAUCUAUCCUCUGAGAAAACCAAAAACGGCAUCUUCCAGCUGUGCUGGUGUGACUACAAUGAACCUGGCUUGGAUUCGCACUGAAACCGGUUCGCAUCACCCUCAACAUACAUGAUUAGCAGCAUUUUAAAGCUAUUAUGGCACCUUCGAUAUGCCGGGCUGUACUAUAGUAAUACUCUGA
Messenger RNA from Pimephales promelas (fathead minnow), 4253 nucleotides. RefSeq names its product nucleotide-binding oligomerization domain containing 1 (gene nod1). Gene Ontology annotation, cellular component: cytoplasm. Lineage: Eukaryota; Metazoa; Chordata; Actinopteri; Cypriniformes; Leuciscidae. Gene Ontology annotation, biological process: regulation of apoptotic process. The record is from RefSeq and is a predicted model, not a curated record. Gene Ontology annotation, molecular function: protein binding.